Molecule: messenger RNA, 1068 nt
Organism: Anopheles coustani
Lineage: Eukaryota; Metazoa; Arthropoda; Insecta; Diptera; Culicidae
Gene: peo
Product: protein crossbronx homolog
Exons: 4
Coding region: 190-876 (228 amino acids)
Source: RefSeq, a predicted model, not a curated record
UUUGAUCAAAUUUUGAAAAUCUUCAAGAAAAGAUAGAGUUAUUUUAUCAUGAAAAUAAGAACGUCGUAGGCUAGAAGGCUCAGUCGGAACUAUAGUACAAAAGAAACCCCAGUGUAUUUAUUAUCGAUAAUCGUACGUGUAGCGCAAGUAAACACUAAGACUUCGGUCCUGCAGAAUCACCAUCGAAAGAUGACUCUCGACGCGCACGAUAAACUGUUGGAGACAGUUUUGCAGGAGUACAAAAUUUUAACUGAAUAUGAACGGCUACAAAGUGAAGACCUAGGGGGUGUUUAUGUAACUCCUUCGUACGAAAAUCCCUUCCUUUGGUUCGGAGUGAUAUUCGUACGCGAUGGAAUGUACAAAAAUGGAGUAUUCCGAUUUACUGUAUCCCUGCCCAGUAGAUUCCCUAACGAUAGCUCAGUUCCGGUGGUUACUUUUCAGAGUGAAGUGUUUCAUCCCCUGAUCAGCCCAACCAAUGGUGUGCUUGACCUGACGGAUGCAUUUCCGAAAUGGCGUUCCGGAGAAAACCACGUUUGGCAAAUCCUAAAGUUUGUACAGUUCAUCUUGCAAAACCUUGACGAUCAUACGAUUCAAACGACGCAAAUAGCAAAUAACGACGCAUACGAGCUAUUGCUAGAACGUCGAAGUGAAUUUCUGCAGCGCAUAGAAUGCUGCAUCGAGGACAGUCAGAAGAAACUGUACGAUCUGCCAGCGACACCGGAUAGAAACUAUAUUUGUUUCGAUCGUUUCAACCCCGAUGUGCACGGUCCUGUGCUAGAGUCGAUGAAACAGAACAAACCGGUUGAAGUGUCCACUCCUCCUUCGUCGGGUAUGUCGUGGGUACGGCAUGGUUUAUAUCAACCAUUGAGUAAAUAACAGCCAUUUAUACAACCAACCGUUACCUUUAGUCCCGAAGAGCAUAGUUAAAUAAUUUUAUUGGUUUAUUACUCCGUUAAAUACACUCUGCGAAACACAUACAACAUUUUGGUAAGCUACUUACUAAUACUUGUGAAUGCAAAGAAUGUGCUAAUAAAAUGCGGCAUACGCUACCGAUUUUAACAUAAAACU